CUGUGCUGGUCCGUGCGUAGCGACGCGUAUAUUAUAGCCUAGUUCUGCGUCAAGUUCGAUGUGAUUGUGCAGAACAAUGGGUUACUACAACGUCGAACCAAAUUUAGGAGAAUUACUCCCCGGACUCCCGGAAAAUUUUGAAAGCUUAGAUUUAAACGCCAUCGACGACAAAGACAUCGACGCCUUCUUCUACACGGCCUGCGUGAUUGGACGCAAAGACGUCGUCGAGAAAAUUCUCAAGUUCGGUCAAAAUCCCGAUCUGGUCGUGCAAAAGUCCAUCAAUCCCCCUCUGCAUUUGGCUGUGAUUCAUAACAGAAGAGAAGUGGCCGAAAUACUGCUGAAAUACGGCGCGGAUCCGCAAGUAAAAAACAUAAACGGACUGUUACCUCUGCAGGUUAUUUGCAAAGACGCCCGCGAAGAUUGUUACGAGUGGGCGAAAAUGUUAUUCGUGCUCGGCAACGCCAAAUAUCAGCCGUUGCGAGUUCACGAUCGAACCAUGAUGGGAAAUACACCUCUGCAUCAUGCUCUGAUUCAUAAAAAACAGAAGUUGGCCGAAUUGCUGUUGGAAAAUGGCGCUAAUCCCAAUUAUACUAAUAGGGACGAGGAUACUUCUCUCCAUAUUGUAUGCAAAAUAUCUAGCGACCCUUAUGACUUGGCAAAGAUGUUAUUCGAGCGCAGUGACAAAAAAUAUCAGCCGUUGGACAUCAACGCUCAGAACGAGUUCGGUCAAACACCACUACAUUUGGCUCUGGCUAACGGCCACAUGCGGCUGUCCGAAUUGAUGUUGAGAAAUGGCUCCGAUCCGAAUUCGGCCAACAGAUGGGGAUCAACUCCUUUGCACACAAUUUGCAUGACAAAAAACGACGACGAAGAGUUGGCGAGGAUGUUAUUCGAGUUGAGCGACGGAAAGUACCAUCCGGUAAAGAUCGACACACGGAACCAUAAGGGCCAGACACCUCUACACUUGGCUCUUUUAAACGAGAACCAGAGAAUCACUGAGUUGCUCCUCAGAGCAGGCGCCGACCCGAAUAUCGUCAACGAGGAUAGAACCCACCCUCUGCAUAUUAUUUGCAAGACAUUCUGGUAUGUCGACAUGAUCGAGCUAUUCUUCAAGAUCAGCAAAGAAGCAAAUCAGUCGCGAGUAGUAGAAGUCGAUGCUCGGGACAUGUUUGGAAACACGCCGUUGCACUUGGCUUUGCGCAAUUGGGUCAGUAGAGAUGCCGCAUCGCUGCUGAAAAGAGGCGCCAAUCCAAAUUUGACCAACACUGAGGGAUCCACCCCUCUGCACAUGAUAUGCGAAAAUCCCAAGAUUCAAACUAGCUUUGUGAAGACAUUCUUCGAGAUAAACGACGCAAAUAAUCAAACGGUGCAGGUAGACGCUAAGGAUAAUAGGGGAAAUACACCAUUGCAUUUGGCUAUUCGCGGCGACAAUAAGAUGUGUACCGAGUUACUGCUGAGAGCAGGAGCAGAUCCUAAUUUAGCCGAUGCCGAGGGAUUGACACCUCUGCUCAUAAUUUGCGACAAGCAAUACGACGCUGGAUUGGCGAGGAUACUUUUCGAUGUCAGCGAUGACAGAGAUCAGACAGUGCAGAUCGACGUCGCGGAUAAGAAUGGCCUAACGCCGCUGCAACUAGCUGUGCAAAAUCUCUUGCCCUAUGUGGUUGAUGCAAUUUUGGAUCACGGUGCUGAUUUGUCGAACUAUGUUUUUCCCACGAAUUAUUUUAUCGAGAGAUUCAACCCCGAAAAAAAUAAAUCGUGCAAGCUUAAAUUGGAACUGGCCUGUGGCCUGGUGGCCGUCAUCGACCAUUUUGAGAACAGAGGAUACGAAUUUUACCGAAGCGAGGCCCUUGCUAUCAUGAAAUGCUUCGCCGAUUACGGAUUGUUCGAGAAGUCAUCGGAUCUGCAAAAAUGGUACGACGACGAGCAGUUCGCGAGUUGGGCAAAAGACACGAAGAUUUUUCCGAAGAUGGAAGAAUCUCUUCGUAAUAACAGAUUGGAUCGAGAGGCAGAAAAAAACCAGACAAAGACGACUCCUAGUCUAUCGGUUUACGAUCUGUUCCCGCUAGCACCCAAGGAGGCGAAAAAACUGCUCGCAUACAGGGAUGGCUCCGAAUGCGCACGCACGUGGGAUUUUGCAGGAACCAACCGACCAACUCGACAAGAUUUUCUGGACGCCUGCGUCGCGAACGUGUGCGAGAAGCUUUCGAGAAGAUUUUUCCAACGUUGGGCGCUCGAUUGCUACUGGGAGCUGACACAUUAUCGACUGCCGAUCGAGUGCUGUGAAAUGAUCAUCGAUGAUACGUUCACGAACGAGAAUUUGUAUAAUAUUUGUUUGGCGACUGAACUUCAAAUUCCUAAGGACGAUAAAAAAGAAGAAGAAAUAACGAUAUUGAAUGUGAUAAAGCUAGUCAAACAAUGUAAAAUGGCAGAAGAAUAAUAAUCUCAUCGAUGAAUGAAUAUGGCCAAUUCUCUGUCAAGUCGAAUUGGCCCAAAAAAAUUUUUUUGGCCAUUCGAUUCCACAGAGAAUCGGCCAUAUUUGCUUGGGAACUACAAUAUCAGUUCAUGCUGACCAUAAACAUAUAAUUGUAGUACUUUUGAUGCUAUUAAAA
Messenger RNA from Trichogramma pretiosum, 2609 nucleotides. Its product is annotated as ankyrin-1-like. Lineage: Eukaryota; Metazoa; Arthropoda; Insecta; Hymenoptera; Trichogrammatidae. The transcript is spliced from 2 exons. Gene Ontology annotation, molecular function: protein binding. Gene Ontology annotation, cellular component: ciliary inversin compartment. Bases 77 to 2437 code for a protein of 786 amino acids. The record is from RefSeq and is a predicted model, not a curated record. Gene Ontology annotation, biological process: protein localization to ciliary inversin compartment.